Messenger RNA from Caenorhabditis bovis, 2517 nucleotides. The record is from the annotation of a GenBank genome assembly. NCBI's taxonomy places the organism in Eukaryota, Metazoa, Nematoda, Chromadorea, Rhabditida, Rhabditidae.
AUGACGACCGAUGAGAAGAAGUUUCUGAUCACACCGAUCACCAUGGCCGACCUCGAGUCGAACGCGGCGCAUUCAAAUCUCAAUUAUGCGUCGAGUGAUCCCGAUGUUCCGCCGACGCCAGAUGAGAACAUGUCGCUGCGCGACAGCGACUGCCGAUCGGCGACACCCAGCGGCCAAUUCAUUCCUCUUAUUUACAGCGAGCCGGCUCUCUUCAAUCUACCGGACGCGUCGCUAUUUGUAUAUCUUCACAAGCCGCUGGCGGCAAGCGACACACUCCUACCACAUAUGAGAGAAGCAGCGGCGGCUGCUGAGAAUCUGCACCCGGUUGGCGACGAGCAAUUAUCUCCAGAGAUCUCGAGGGCGCCUAGUAUAACAACCGUCACCAAUGAUGAUAAGAACGUGUAUCAAUCAGAUAUUUCUGUUUAUGGUCGUCCGGGAUAUAAAAAAUCGUUUUCGACAAGGGAGAUUCGCGAGCAACACGCUCGAAUGCAGCAGAAGUAUCGGGAUGUGACGAAAAAGGAGAAGAAGGUCACCGACCCCGUCGACUUUGAAGCAAUUCUUAACAUUAUCGGAGGAUGCCGUUGGUGGCAGAUUUGGAUUUAUGUGCUCAUUGCGCUUCAGCAGAUCCCGCACGCCAUGUUCAAUUUGAAUGUCGUCUACAUGAUGUAUGAUCCGGAAUUCCAGUGCAUGGUUCCCGGCUUCAACGACACCAACGACACGUCGAUAGCGACACUCGGCGCCUACAAAUGGGGUCUCGAUGAUAUCAAGAACAUCUCGUUCGUGUUUCCGAACGCGAAUCACGACGGCGAAUAUCGGAGAGACUCGUGCUAUUUUUAUGAGCGAACCGAGAAACGCUAUCGCGAGCUCCGUCGAAUGAGCCUUGAUGAGGCGAUGAGAGCCGCUUGGAAUGAUGUGGCGCCGAAGAGGAAGUGCAUGGCAUAUCAUUAUGAGAAGGACGUGAUGAAGGAGACAAUCGUCACCGAUUUCAAUCUAGUUUGUGAUAGUUGGCUAGCAAAGGGACAUGCUCACAUGUUCUAUUCAAUCGGGUAUCUUCUAGGAUGUGUUUUAGGCGGAAUUGCGAGUGAUAAAAUUGGACGAAAGCCGACGAUCAUCGGCUUCGGAAUUCUGUCAUCGAUGUUCGGCAUUUUCCUUCCGUUCAAUGAUUAUUACCCAAUGUUCCUAUUUAUUCGUCUUUUAUCCGCAAUUUGUAAUGAAGCUGCCGAUCUUGCAGCGUACACGCUGUGCAUGGAAAUAACUGGCAUGAAAUAUCGCGCAAUGGUUGGAAGUAUGCUUCAAGCACCCUGGGCACUUGGCUACGCUCUUCUAGCUCUCAUGGCAUAUCUGACAAAAAGCUGGAAGACCAUCCAGGUGUUCGCUUCGAUCAUGCACUUUUUCGCCGUCAUCCUCGUCUGCUCACUUCCCGAAUCGCCACGUUGGCUGAUGACGCAGAAUCGAACCGGCGAGGCGGAAGACGUGAUACGCAAAGCGUGCCGUCCGCCACCGUUUCCAUUUAAUCUUUGCCGAACAUCGAAUUGCGGCAAUCUUCCAUCGGAUUUGGAGCUGGUCGGCCAUCGAGAACGGAAGCUUAACAACAAGAACGGCAAAAUUGGAUUCUUUGAUUUGUUCGUAAUGAAAGAGCUACGCUAUCGCACAAUUUCGAUUUGCAUUGUAUUCAUGGCGACGGCGCUGGUUUACUACGGAUUAGUUAUGGCCCUUUCUGACCAGUCAGCACCUGGCCGGACACUGUUCACCGGCUACUUCCAUCUUAACAAUGGAAUCGCUGGUGCUAUCGAGAUUCCGACAUUAUUUGCUUGCGUCUGGAUGAUGACUUUGGGAAGGAAAAAAGCCAUCAUGCUCACAUUAACAACAUCGGGCAUCUUCAUAAUCAUCGCAAUGCUGUUUGUCAUCUCCGGCUAUCAUAUGGGAGCUCUGGCGUUUAUGUUGCUCGGCAAAAUCGCCGUGCAGGGCGCGUUCAACAUUUUGUACAUAUUCACGUCCGAGCUCUAUCCCACCGUAAUCCGGAACACAGCUGUCGGAGUCACCUCAAUGGUUGCGCGAUUCGGAUCGGGUCUCUCGUCCUAUAUCGCACUGCUUUCGAAUAUUUCGCUUCCCAUCGUGCCGAUGAUCAUUUUCGCGGUGUUCUCGCUAUUCGCUGCCAUGCUUGUCAUUGUGCUACCGGAGACGUCUGAAAAACCGCUUCCGGAAACCGUCGACGACGCCAUCACAUUCUUGGAGCCGUCGAAACAAGUGAAUUGCAUGAUGGGCAAAUUCGGGAUGUUCCGACAAGGCAAGAUGACCAAGAGUAUAUCAUUGACUGAGAAUCCGAGCUCAACGGAUAUUGAUAUUAAUGAAGUCAUGGCUAUCAGUAGAAGAUCAUCGGCGAUUAAUCGAAGAAUGGCUCAGCAGGCGAAUGACAUUUUGACGAGAAAUGCCAGUCGAACCGAAUCCAUCGUGCAAGAUCUUCACGAUUUAAAGGUGCCAUCCGACCAGAAAGUGCAUGAGAUUUCCAGCGAGUAA